This is a messenger RNA of Capsella rubella, 1126 nucleotides long. RefSeq names its product cytosolic sulfotransferase 1. The record is from RefSeq and is a predicted model, not a curated record. The coding region runs from base 1 to 984 and encodes 327 amino acids. Gene Ontology annotation, biological process: sulfation. Gene Ontology annotation, molecular function: sulfotransferase activity. The transcript has a single exon. NCBI's taxonomy places the organism in Eukaryota, Viridiplantae, Streptophyta, Magnoliopsida, Brassicales, Brassicaceae. Gene Ontology annotation, cellular component: cytoplasm.
AUGAAUCACACGGAGCCUCAAAGGAACUUUGGAGACGAAGAAGACAUAAGAACAGAAGUGAGAAGUUUGAUAUCUUCACUUCCUUCGGACACAAACAUCCAAGGGAAGAAGCUUUGCAACUACCAAGGAUGUUGGUACUAUUACAAGAAUCUCCAAGCAGUCCUCGAUUACCAGAAACACUUUAAGCCGCUUGAUUCCGACAUUAUAGUCACUUCAUACCCCAAGUCUGGAACCACUUGGCUCAAGGCCCUCACGGUCGCUUUACUUCAUAGGUCAGAGGAUGGUCUUCAGAGCCAUCCUCUUACCUCUGAUAGCCCUCAUGGUCUUGUACCUUUUCUCGAGAUGGAUUUGUAUCACAAAAGCUCAACACCGGACCUGACCAAGCUCUCAUCAUCCCCGAGGUUGUUCUCAACUCACAUGCCGUUGCAUACUCUCCGAGAGCCGCUUAAGGACUCUCCUUGUAAGAUCGUCUACGUGUGUAGGAACGUUAAGGAUGUGUUAGUGUCUCUUUGGCAUUUUAGGUCAAAGAUCGGGAAGAAAGAAGCUGAGAGAAGCGGUCUUGAGUCUAUUAUCGAGUCGUUUUGCAAAGGAGUUGACAAUUAUGGACCUAUUUGGGACCAUGUUUUGAGCUAUUGGAAAGGAAGUUUGGAAGAUCCAAAGCAUGUUCUAUUUAUGAGGUACGAGGAUCUUAAAGAAGAGCCUUAUGCACAAGUCAUGAGACUUGCCGAGUUCUUGGACUGUCCAUUUACUGAACAAGAAAUACGUACAGGAUCAGUUGAGAAGAUCUCGGACUUGUGCUCUCUAAGUAGUCUGAGCAAUUUGGACAUCAACAAGACCGGAAUAUCGUGGAACAACGUGGAUCAUAGUAUCUUCUUCCGCAAAGGAGAAGUUGAUGAUUGGAAGAAUCAUCUCACAACCGAAAUGGCGAACAAAAUCGACAUGAUCAUGGACGAGAAAUUUCAAGGUUCGGGUUUGAAAAUGUGAGUUAGACUUUAUGUUGAGGUGUGCUUAAUUUCUAUCUUUCAUGUAUCCUAAUAAAAAGUUACUUUCAUGCAUUUGUUAUGUUCUUUUGUUGUAUGUUUCGUAACGUUUUCCAAAAUUGGUAAUUUUAUCAACUUUCUUUGAG